ACUGUUUAUUACUUUUUAUACGGCAUGUGUUUUCCCACUGUUUAUUACUUAUUAUACGGCAUGUGUUUUCCCACUGUUUAUUACUUAUUAUACGGCAUGUGUUUUCCCAUUGUUUAUUACUUACUAUACGGCAUGUGUUUUCCCAUUGUUUGAAGUCUUUUCGUUGCUUCAUUUGUUUUAAACUCUACACUGGAUAGUACAACGUAUUGAGGCUGACAUUGUUUGUUUUUAGAAUUUUGCUGUUAAAAAGUGGUUGGAUGGCGGUACUCCAAAAGAAAAACUUAUAAUGGGUAUGGCAACAUAUGGAAGGUCUUUUGUAUUGAAUAAUACAUCUGAGACAGGAUUGGGUGCUCCUACUGCUGGCCAGGGUACUGCAGGUUUAACCACAAAAGAAAAGGGAUUCUUAUCAUAUUAUGAGAUCUGCUAUGACAUAAUGUAUCAGAAUUGGACAGAAGUUUGGCUCGAUGAACAGAAAGUACCGUAUGCCUACCAUGAUAACCAGUGGAUCUCCUUUGAAACUCCGAAAAGUAUUGCCAUUAAAACAAAAUAUAUUAUGGACCUAGGUUUAGGAGGAGGUAUGAUGUGGGCAUUAGAUCUAGAUGAUUUCCAUGGCGUUUGUGGGCAAGGCAAGAACCCUUUAAUUAAAACAAUGAAAGAUGUUUUCAGUGGAAAACCAGGACUCGAUUUUGUACCUACUGUACUACCAGUUAUUGGAUAA
Messenger RNA from Mytilus californianus (California mussel), 718 nucleotides. Its product is annotated as chitotriosidase-1-like. The record is from RefSeq and is a predicted model, not a curated record. Gene Ontology annotation, molecular function: chitin binding; chitinase activity. The transcript is spliced from 3 exons. The coding region runs from base 287 to 718 and encodes 143 amino acids. Gene Ontology annotation, biological process: carbohydrate metabolic process; chitin catabolic process. Gene Ontology annotation, cellular component: extracellular region. NCBI's taxonomy places the organism in Eukaryota, Metazoa, Mollusca, Bivalvia, Mytilida, Mytilidae.